AAAUGUUUGAAAAUAAUGAUUAUUUUACCGUCUGUUUUUGAAUAUAAAAAAUGCGUCGUUAAUUUAGGUAGUUUAAAACCCAUGGUAGUUUUAAAUUCUUUAAUGAAAUUAGUCUGAAAUGAAGUAAAAACUCGAAUUUUUUGAGUUUAUUAUUGUGACACACAUUUGGUGUAAAAUUAUAAAAAUAACUAAAUAAACAAUUUUUAAAUAACUAUUUAAAGAAAUAGUGUUAUGCUGCUGUAAUUUAUGGAAUGACAAUUUUUAAGAACAGACUGAAGUUUUUAUUUCUAUCUAUCGAAAUGUUGUAUAAACAAAUAACCAUGUUGAAAAAACCAGUGGCCUGUUGAUACUCUGACUCCUGAAACCUGCGACCUUACAUGCGACCGGCUGAUCAAGUUUACAUGUAUUUACCAAGUGUUCGAGCGCGAGAUUAGUGAAGGGAAAGAAGAUAUAAGCCAUGGCGUCCUGUUUGUCCGGUGGCCACUAUGUACCGGGGAGUCAGGAGUAUGUGCCUGUCGCCGAAUUUUAUGCCGAUAAGUCUGUUUUCGUUACUGGCGGUACCGGUUUUAUGGGGAAGGUGCUGGUUGAAAAGCUGUUGAGGAGUUGUCCAAAAAUUAAGAAGAUCUACUUACUGAUGCGGCCAAAGCGCGGCCAGGAUGUUGCUUCUCGUCUCACUGAGCUCACACAGUCACCGUUGUUCGAGACCCUACGGAGAGAGCGGCCCCAGGAGCUGAACAAGAUAGUCCCGAUAGUGGGCGACAUCACGGAGCCCGAGCUCGGCAUCAGCGCCGCAGAUCAGACUAUGCUAUGUCAGAAGGUAUCGGUGGUAUUCCACUCGGCCGCGACGGUGAAGUUCGACGAGAAACUGAAGCUAUCCGUCACCAUCAACAUGCUGGGGACUCAACAGUUGGUGCAGCUGUGCCAUCGUAUGCUUAGCUUGGAGGCGUUAGUUCACGUAUCGACGGCGUAUUGCAACUGUGAGCGUGAACGCGUCGAAGAGACGGUGUACGCGCCGCCCGCUCAUCCAGAACACGUUGUGACGCUUGUCCAGACCCUGCCUGAUGAACUGGUCGAUAGAAUCACACCGGAUCUUGUUGGUGACAGACCUAAUACAUACACAUUCACAAAGGCUCUCGCAGAAGAUAUGCUUAUAAAGGAGAGUGGUAACCUGCCCGUCUCGAUCGUACGGCCUUCUAUCGUACUCUCAUCGCUCCGAGAGCCGGUAAAAGGUUGGGUGGACAACUGGAACGGCCCGAACGGGAUCAUAGCGGCAGUUGGCAAGGGUAUCUUCCGUACCAUGCUGGGCACAGGCACGAAGGUGGCUGAUCUGGUGCCAGUCGAUACGGUCAUCAAUCUAAUGAUUGUUUGUGCGUGGAGGACGCAUUUGAGACGAGGAGAAGGCGUAGUGGUGUACAACUGUUGCACCGGCCAGCAGAACCCUAUCACGUGGCAGCGGUUCGUCAAGACCAGCUUCAAAUAUAUGCGGAAACAUCCGUUUAACGAGGUGCUAUGGUACCCUGGCGGCGACAUCACCAGCAACCGGCUGAAGCACGGCACUCUCUCGCUGCUGCAGCACCGCGCACCAGCCGCCCUCAUGGACCUCGUGUCCACUGCUACUGGGAAGAAACCCAUGAUGGUUCGUGUUCAGAACAAGCUGGAGAAGGCGGCCGCGUGCCUGGAGUACUUCACCACGCGCCAGUGGGCCUUCGCCGAUGACAACGUGCAGGCUCUCUGCGCGUCACUCUCGCCUGAUGACCGCAGGACCUUCGAUUUCAACGUUCGGAACAUCGACUGGGACGCGUACAUCGAGUCGUACGUGCUCGGCAUCCGGAGGUUCCUCUUCAAGGAGAGCCCCGACACGCUGCCCAAGUCCAGGGCUGUGCUGCGAAGAUUACACAUAGUCCACAUCCUAACCCAAGUGGCGACCGUGUUCUUCCUAUGGAGAUUUCUGUUUUCACGCUCGAACGCUCUCCGCAACGUUUGGCGACGCGUCCUAGAACUGUUAACAAGGGCAGCCCGACUCUUAGCUAUAGCCUGAUGUCGUCUUCUACUGAAACUACCCUCGUUAACGCCCCUUCAAAUCAAGCUUCCAAUCACGCCACGAUAAAAACAACCAAUUUUGGCAUUUGACAUUUGUUACAAGAUGGCGUCUCCCGCCAUUUCAACAUUGACACCAAUAGAUAUUGUUAAGUACACGGGCAAAUAAUUUAGGUGAUAUAUUUUUCUCUUUGAAAAUAAGCUUUUACGGGGCUGUUAAAUUUGCUUCGGGAUUUACACUGUGUUGUGUAGAAAUUAAAAAUGUAUAUCGUGUUGCUGACUUGUCUUUGAUUGUGGCCAGUACUGAUAGUUGACAAUGACAACUCCUGUAACUUUUGUCUUUGAUGUAUAAACGUUAAGUAGGUCUUAUUGUAAUAAAAGAAACGGCUGUCUCUUUGUAAAAACUUGUUGAUACAAUCUGUUCCUAUAAGAGGCAUUGGUUAUUCAAAUAGUUUGUUCGUUUUGAAACGUAGGUUUUUCCAUAACACAGUGUUUAUCUUAUAUUUCCCAGGCGCUAGGCUGUUAGUUACGGAACGUUAAGUAAUAGUAAUUCCAAUAAUUUUGUACCUUUAACAGCUCAAUGUCUAAUGAAUUCAAAUCUGUUAUCGCCUAGUUUUUAAUAACAAUAGCGAAAUGUAUUGAUAUUCAUGUUAAACUCAUUUAUAUUUUUAGUGUCAGUUUUGUGUCUUAAUUUAUCGAAGUCUUCGAUUGAUUUUAUAUCAUGCUUCCAUGAAAUGACAUUUGAAAUUUCAUCGAUCGGCUUACGAAUUAGUUGGUCUACCAAUAUUGUUGAUUAUUGAAUCUUUGAUUCUAUAUAACUGUUGACAUUGAUACUAUUAUAUGCGAAGAAUCAAUUGAGAAGGACAGUUUAAGACGAGAAGUAAAAAGUUUCGAUCGGCACACAACUGACAUUGUUGUCAAAGUUUGUACAAUUUCGAGGCUAUAAAUGUCUGUAAAAUGCAAUGUACUUUUUAGUUAAAAAGCUUUUCUUUUACCCGCUGAUGAUUCAUUCAGAUAUUUUAGCAGAUUUAAGGGAAAACAUUUCGUUUAGCGAACGCGCGUAUAUUUUUUCAAGAUUGCAACUAGAAUUUCUGAUGGCUCAAUAAUACAUAGAACUUUAUGAACUAGUCAAAUGCAUUCGUUUUGAAGAACAACUCUUAUGUUAGACUUCAGGAUUAGUUGAGCUGUUUUUAUCACAAUUGUUCGUACAUAAUGAAUAUAUUAUAUAAUUAAUAUAACACUUUGGACACUUGCUAAAUGCAUAGAGUUGUUCUUGAACGCAGAAAUAUAUAUUAUAUAUAGGUACCCAUGUAAAAUAAAGAUUCCAAAAUAAAAAUUGUUAAACAAACGACUUAGCGAAAAUAUUUAUGAAGUGUAAAUCUGUGAUACCUUCUAAGUUAUUGUCGACUUGUAAUAUAACUUUUGCAUCUUCGAUCUUCUAUAUAUUAUAUGCCAAAUUGUGUAAAUUGAGUUGGUGAUCUAUAAAUGACUUAUUAACAUCAAUUGUACUAGUUCAAUCAGUAGAUUUUCGCUCUGAUACAUAAGUGAAUUAAUGUGUAAAAUCUCUAAGUCUAUCAGGCUAGAAAAGUCUACUAUUGAAUUCAAGAUGAAUGAAUUCUUCGAACUGUCUUCGGUUUUUGGUCAUGCUAUAGACGCUUCUCGAAGUCUUAGUAGAAAUAUAUUAGAAUUUCUUACUAUUUCUAUAGAAAUAUGAUAAUGAUGAUGAAUUAGAAGGUGUCACAAAGUAAUUGAUUAUAAAGGAUCGUGCGAUUUGAUAGCGGCUAGGAGAGUAGUGUUUCGAAUCGUGGUAUGUAAUAUGAAGCGUAGGAAUGCAUGAAAGAGCGGCAAUUCACAAUUUUGUGAGUUUUUUUAUGGUCUACCGCCAGCUAAACCCAUUGUGAAGAGUUUGUAUAGAUACCUAUCCUAGUGGGUUUAUUUUAUUCUUAAAGUUUUCCAUUUUGUAAUUUCUAUGCCCCGCCUAGGAGUCCAGCAUUUGUGGAUCAAUAUAUAAAUUGAUCGUCUUCGAAGCUUUUCGAUCGAAAAUGCGACUCCUUCUAUUCCUUAUUUUGGCUGUAAUGAAAGCUCAAUUUCAUAAUCUUCCUUAUUCACAUGCUAUUUUAAUGGCUUUUUGAGAUAUGUGUAUCAGACCAUGUCUAUUUAUACGUAACAAAUUUUUGAAAAUAACGAAGUUCCCAUGUCAUAAAUUUUGAUAUUAUUAAAGUAAAAGUAACGUGGGAAUUUGAAAUAUAGAAAUAAUAAAUGCAAGAUAUCAAAUUCGUCACGGCCGAGGCCUAUAAAGUUAAGAAAUAGACAGAGUUAAUAUAGGUUUUGCAUUCAUCUCUAGACAUAGGUGCCGGUUUCUUCCAAAUACCUUUAACAUUGUGAUUUAUAGCAAACUAAAGAUAUUACCAUCCAAAUGAGUGGCAACAUUACAUACGUAAUAUAGAACUUCGAUUGUUAUUAGUGGUAAACUCCGAAUUACACACAUCUUCCAGUACUUAUAGCCUAUAUAGCUUUUAUCAGUUUUGCGUACCUCGAUGACUUUAUAACAUUCGUCGAAAUUAAUUUAUAUAGUAUGGAAUAUUUUGUCGCUCCAUUUAUACUAUUGCAAUAAAAAACUGUGAAUGGUUACCAUUGUUGUUAAAACGAAACUAAAUGUUAGUGAAAACUGAUUUUCUAAAGACAUACCUCAAGUGAGUUAGGUGUGUUUAGUAAUUCCAUUCUAAAAUGGAUAAUAUUUUCAUGUUUAGUCUUAGAGCAGUCAGCUAGAUAUUUAAUUAUUACAUGACAUGGGUCCUUCAAAAGCUUAGUUGAAGCAAGCAAAACAUUUUUAAAAAUUAAAUUAAUAAAAUUCGUUCCAAAAUGACGCUUCCUUAGUGAUAAUUAACGUAGGUAUUUAUUGAUUUUUUAUAUAUAAAAAAAGUAAUAAAUUUCAGUUUUAUAUAUCUAUGCUAGGAUACCCGUAGUAGGCCUUCCGCCUCAAUUCCCUAUGCGUACUUACAACUUGGUUAUUCUUACCAAAAACGCGAGUUACAUAAUCCCAUAAUAUUUGGUAUAAGUGGUAACUGUUAAGUAUUGCCUAAGUUUAUACGACAUGUUAUUUAAGUGUUAGCAUUUUUUCUUAUUGUAUAAGUCUAACAGGACACUUUGGCUCUCACUGUUUUUCUUGUAUCACAAUGAUUGUAAGUAAAAGGUGUUCGUUUGGCAAAGUUGGGGUUUGAAAGUUCUGUCGAUAAAAUUCCUUCUGAAAUGAUAUAAGGGUUUUCAUUUGAAUUGAUUUAUUAACUUCUACAAGGCUUGUUAAUCCAUAACUUUCUUCAUUACUCCGAGAUUGUUCUAUAUUUAUUUAUUUUGUUUUAUUUAUGUUCCUCUGUUCAUUAUUUUCAUUCAACAGUGCAAUGUCUGUAUGUGAAACUAUUGGAUAUGCUAUAAUGAUAAAUUAUAUAGUUUUAUGAGAAAUCCCAACUUUGUGACAACCGUUCCAAUUUUCUUCCAGUGUCGAAUUAAUUUAAGUUCUCUUAGUGUAAAUUUAAAACUUAUAGAUUCCUAAAAGGGAAGUGAAUUCGAGAAUGGGAAACUAGAAUUUAUCGAAGUCAUUGAUAAAAUUGACUUCGAGAUUCAGUGACUUCGAUAAAUGUGAGACUAGUGCGUACGUAUAUAUUUGUUUUUGUCUGUAAGUAUAUUAUAUGUACAUUUUGAAAAAGAAAUACUUCAGUCAUGUUGUUAUUAUUUUCGCGAACUUUCUGUUUAGUAGGUUUUUUGUAUUUAAUUAAGAUAAGAAGAUAUUGUUUGGGAGUCUACCGGUGAAAUUGUACGUGCUGAGUUAUUAAUUGUGUAUAUAGAAUUUAGUUGACCCAAAGUUAAAUCCAAAUAUAUACAUGCAGGAAUAUUUUUUCAUUUUUUCGCUCUAUCUUUAUAAUGUAGACAUGUUUUGGAGUGGUGUAAGGUUUGGCGGUUUUCGAACGAAAAAUUCAAUAUGGCGGUCGAUAGAGGCCGAGUUUAAAAUUGGAAUGUAUUUCACAAUUUGUGCGAUUAAGCGUAAGUGACGAUUUGUGGCUAACAAAACGUCCUGCGGUGGGUUUCUUUAACCGUAGUACUCUAUCCGUAGUUUUGGGUUUAGAGAUUGAAUUUUUACAUAAGCUCCAUAUAAAUUAUGUCAAAUUUCAAUCUAUAAUCAACAAAACAAUAGAUGGAUAGGUUAUAGAAAUCCGCAAUUAGUUAAUUCGGAAGUGGUGGCUUCUACUUAAAUGGCUGAGUAGAUAGUUGAAAAUCUACCGAUUUUAACGUAAACUUGAACUACCAAAUAGUACAAAAAGUUAUUACGAACAAUUAAUAAAAAGAGAAUAAAGUAAAAAAUUGCUUGUUUAUUUACAUUGAAAAAAAUUGAAUGGAUGGAAAAUUGACAAGAUUUUUAGGAUCGCGCCAAAAUUUGACAGUUAAGAUGGCGGCUACCGUUCGAAAACCGCGUUCUAUUGCUUUAAAUACUUUUUUUUUGCUUAGACGCCAGCGGUUUAUGGCUAUGGUAAUACAGUAAAACCACGGUGGGAUUUAUAGUGCAGGAAAGAAUAAUGUGCUCAAUGCUUGAAAGUCACUGUUCUCCCUGGCUGGGUAUUGCGUGUAAUGGAACGUAAGAAAACGUAUUCUACAAUGUUCAAAAUGAUACGUCCAGAAAUCAGCUUCUUUUUUCUAAAUAUUUAUUGACUUCAUUUUCAUUUUCUAACACAUCAUAGAUUGCAUUUAAUACAUGCUUUUUCCAAAUAUUGCAUUUUAUUACAAGAAAUAUCAAAUUAACAGUAUUUAAAAAACAUGAAUUUGUUUUGAUGAUUUUUCUUAACGAUUCUGAACAUUAAAAUAAUGAUAACAGAUAUUAUGUGUCACGAAAGCGGUUAAGUUAAACUUGUGUGUGUAAAUAUACAUGAAUAUUGUCUUUGUAUGAAUCAGCGCUUCUUUCUACCACUCCUAAGCGCUCCCGGGCUCAAGCAUACAUAGACAAUAUGCACGUACGUGUACACACACGAGUAUGUCUUACCCGCUUUCGCACGAAUGCCCAGCUAGACAAGGACAGAGAUAGUCCGUAGGCAAAGAAAUGUGUCUCGGUGAUAGUUCGGUAUAUACAUGGGGGGUUUAUUUAUUAUUCCAUAACGUAAUAAAAACGAAUGUAAAGUUUAUAA
Molecule: messenger RNA, 7208 nt
Organism: Helicoverpa zea (corn earworm)
Lineage: Eukaryota; Metazoa; Arthropoda; Insecta; Lepidoptera; Noctuidae
Product: putative fatty acyl-CoA reductase CG5065
Exons: 13
Coding region: 458-2038 (526 amino acids)
Biological process (GO): long-chain fatty-acyl-CoA metabolic process
Cellular component (GO): peroxisome
Molecular function (GO): alcohol-forming very long-chain fatty acyl-CoA reductase (NADP+) activity
Source: RefSeq, a predicted model, not a curated record